AUGUCAGAGAAAACAAUUAUGUCUAUGAAUGAUAGGGCAGUUAAAAUUGAACCACCAGAAGACAUAAAACUCGAAAUAGAAGAUGAUUUUGAUAAUCCCGACGGUAUUGUUAAAUCUGAAUCGUGUUCUGAAGAUAAUGACAUGUGUUUAGAAAGAUUUAUGAAUUCCGAAGUGACAAUUGAAGAAGAAGUCAAACAGGAGUUAGUCGAGACAUCAACUUAUGAGUGUGACGUAUGCAAUAGAUCAUUUGCAGAAUCAGAUCAUUUAAAAGAGCAUAUGACCGAUCAUAUUCCUAAUAAUAGCAAAGAAAGUCCUUUCAAAUGCGAAAUCUGUUCCAAGACUUUUGGUCGAUUAAUGGUUCUGAAAAGGCACGUGCUCAUUCAUAAUGGAAUACGCCCCCAUGAAUGCAAUAUAUGCAAAAAGCCAUAUACGCGAUCAGAUAGUCUGAAAAGACACAUGCUGACACAUAGCGAAAUACGUCCCUAUGAAUGCAACAUAUGCAAUAAGACAUUCGCAGAUUUCAGUAAUCUGAAAAGUCACAAGCUGAGACACAGUGGAGCGCAACUAGGGUGUGAAUCCGUACAAAUCCCAGACAGCACAAGACAUGCCAGGGAAUGUCCCACUUGUCCUCACAAUCUCCUAAUAUCGCGAUAUCCUAUGAAUAUGCAACGGGACGUCUCAAAACCAAAGGACUCGAGCAGGUAUACGCGCACGGCUUGA
This is a messenger RNA of Ctenocephalides felis (cat flea), 720 nucleotides long. RefSeq names its product zinc finger protein 768-like. The coding region runs from base 1 to 720 and encodes 239 amino acids. NCBI's taxonomy places the organism in Eukaryota, Metazoa, Arthropoda, Insecta, Siphonaptera, Pulicidae. The transcript is spliced from 2 exons. Gene Ontology annotation, molecular function: DNA-binding transcription factor activity; RNA polymerase II cis-regulatory region sequence-specific DNA binding. Gene Ontology annotation, biological process: regulation of transcription by RNA polymerase II. The record is from RefSeq and is a predicted model, not a curated record.